Daphnia magna is the source of this 1409-nucleotide messenger RNA. RefSeq lists its product as uncharacterized. Lineage: Eukaryota; Metazoa; Arthropoda; Branchiopoda; Diplostraca; Daphniidae. The record is from RefSeq and is a predicted model, not a curated record. The transcript has 5 exons. Bases 69 to 539 code for a protein of 156 amino acids.
AAGAUCCAGAAUGGAUUGCCCACCACAAGGAAAGCGAGAUCUAACGCAAAAAAAAACGCGUGGAAACAAUGUAUGGCAAAACUUUAGGUCGUUCGACUUCAAUACGGACGGAGGCCGCAACUGCAAUUGCCAGUCAUCAAAAUAAUGGAUUCGAAAUGAUCAGAGACUUAGAUGGAGAUGUGGCCCGAUUUAGUACCCCUUCUCCUAACGAACAUGAUGUAUUGCUAGAAAGUCGUGAUCCUGGUCAUCAACAAGUAUUGCCUGAUGUUCAUGAAGAAAAUGGAUCGCAUCCAGAAACUUGGCCUAAAAAUUUUCAAUCCGCUGGAACUGAUAUUCUUGAUUCAGGGAGUGAGCAGUCUGUUUCAAAUAUUACUACGCGACCGAUGGCAACUUGUGUAGCUAUCUAUGGGUGUGAUUCAUCGAGACCGAAUUUCAGUAGGCCAAGUGGUGAGCUAGUUGGACCAACUACCACCACAGUUUCAAAUGCUUCAGGAAGCGAUGGUUACGCUUCUGCUCGCGGCAAUGUUCCACGAAAUUAACCCGCUCCAAUGCUGAUACCUAUACUUUAUCAUCGACCUCGUCUGAUUCUACCCAAAUUCCUUCCGCUUCUGCCAAGCCUGGGAGAUGCCCUCCAAGUGGCCGUGGUGUCACUGGCGCAAAAGGACGCAAUGGCUCGAAAAUCCUUGGUAGUUCUGCGGAGCGCCUAAUUGUGCACCCGUUAAGUGGUAUUAGUAGUAUAGGUACAGAAAAUAAUGCUAGCUCUCAGCAGGCAAAAAACAUGUUUAUUGUAGCCUACUGCUACCAGUCGACGUACCAGGCCCUGAAACCUAAUUCCAACCCACCAGAAUAUUACUUCAUAACAAGAGGAACGUUUCCACCCCAGUGAGCACGAACCAUAGGACUUCCGGAAGCGCCUCGCAUGGCUAAGUUUUAGAGACGGUUUUACUGCAAAGCAUGUAACUUACCCGUUUGCUCACCAAAGUGUUCAAAGAAUUUCUUUUACGGUGUGACAUGAUUUUAGUUUUUUCUUACCAAUCAAGAUUUCAAACCAACCCAACAGUUGCAAGCUGAAGCUGUUUAUAUGUGAAUGUUGUACUUCUGUACUUUUUUAUAACUGCCAGAGCAAAGAAAAAGCUUUGUUUUAAUGUAAACAAGACACUAAGCAAGUUUUAACGUCACCAUUCUCUUGCCCUAUGUUUACGCUGUCGUCCGUCCAGCGGCGAAGUAAAAGGUAGAAGACCACAAUGCAUUCAAGAAGAUUUUAUGUAAAGAUACCGGCUGUCUGUUCAUACAAAUCGGAAGAAAAUUAAACAAAGAUAACACACUAAGCCCAGACAAGAAGAAAAAAAUGGUAGACGUAGUAUUGUUUCAGUCAAAGUUUAAAAAUCUAAUAAAAAAAUGAACUUACA